Chroicocephalus ridibundus (black-headed gull) is the source of this 1878-nucleotide messenger RNA. RefSeq names its product WAS/WASL-interacting protein family member 1-like. The transcript is spliced from 2 exons. Bases 103 to 1872 code for a protein of 589 amino acids. The record is from RefSeq and is a predicted model, not a curated record. NCBI's taxonomy places the organism in Eukaryota, Metazoa, Chordata, Aves, Charadriiformes, Laridae.
GGCAAUUACGGCAAGCCAGGGAGCGACCUGCCCCGGGGACGCUGGCACAUCCCGGGCAGCCACCGCCGGAGCGGGCGAGCGGCCCCGUGUCCCCCCUCCGGCAUGGACCCCGCGGUGCCCAAGGCCACCCUGAAGGUGCUGGGACUGUGCGCGGCGCUGCUGGUGCUGGUGGCGGCGGUGACGGUGGCGGUGGCGGUGAUGGUGUGGCGGUCGGAGGCGGUGGGGAAGUUGCGGGGCUGCCGGGAACGGGCGGCCAACGAGAGCCGGGAGCUGGGGAACCGCCUGGCCGAGCUGGAGCGGGAGCGAGCCCGGCUGCAGCGCGCGGCGGCGGUGGGCGAGCGGGCGGAGGACGCCCUGCGGCGGGAGCUCGCCCAAGCUCGCGGCGACGGCAAGAAGCUCAACGCCAGCUUGGCGUCAUGCCGGGAGCGGGCGGCCAGGCUGGAGGCCAACGCCACGGCGCUGCGGGACGAGGUGGUGGCCCUGCGGCGCGAGCGGUCUGAGCUGGCCCGCGGCAAGGCGGCACUGCGAGGUGAGCGAGCCCCCUCUGGCCAUGGCAGCCCUCUGGCCACCCCCAGCGAGGGGACACGGGUCCCCUGCCACCCCCAAGGAGCCCAUCCGGGGGUCACGCCCUUUGAGGGGGGCAAUGCCCGGCGGGGGUGGGCCGGGGUUUGGGGUGCAGGGGUGACACCGCUGUCCCCUUCGUCCCGCAGAGGAGGUGGCGCGGGGCGAGGAGCAGGCGCGGGGGCUGCGGCAGCGGCUGGAGGAGGCAGCGGAGCAGCGGCGAGCGCUGCGGGCACGCGGGGAGCAGUGCGAGGCCCGGCAGAGAGAGCUCGAAGCCACCCUGUAAGGUCCUUGUCCCCCCACCCCCGGAGCAUCCACCAACCCCCCCUCCCCACCUCCUCAAAACCAACCCAGCCCGACCCCAGCCCCUCCACCCUCCCUGCCUUGUCCUUCCUUCCCCAUGGGGACCCUCCGGCCCCCCAUCCCGGGGACAGGGAGACCCCCCUCUGUCACGCGUCUGCGCUCUCCCGCAGGCGGGACUACGCGGCCGAGGUGGACGCGCUGCGGCGGCGGACGAGGGACCGAGCGACCGGGCGCAGGUGCCCCCAAUCCCGGUAUUUUUGUGGGUGCCCCCUGUCUGCACGGCGGGGGGGGUGUAUGUGUGUGUGUGUGUGUGUUGGGGGGGAGCAGCCCGGGGAGGGGGCUUCGCCGGUGCAGCCAGCCCGGUUGCUCGCACGGGGACGCUUCCCAGUGCGUGCCAUCGUCACCGGUGUCCCCAGGGGAGCAGGACACGGUGGCUGGGGGCGGGGGGGACUCAAUCCCUUCCCUCCCCUCUUUUUGCAGGAAGGGCUGAAGCCCCCCAGCCCCCCAGCCUGCCGGUGGGCCCCCCCACCCGCCGAGCCCAUCAUUCCCAGUCCCACAGCGCCCCUUAGCACUGGGAGCCAGCAGCGGCUCGGCCCCGGCCGCCUCCGACGGGGACCGGCCCCUCGGGGUGACCGAUGCCGGUGGCCACCUCGUGUCCCACCCUCCUGUCCCCAUCCCGCUGGCCCGUGUCCCCAUCCUGCUGGGUGUCCCCACGCUGCCGCCGCCGCAGGAGGACGGAGGGGUCGGACGUUCAGCUUUUUGGGCAGAGUUUUAGCUCAACCGAAGGACGGUUUCCUCACCGACUCCUCAAGCAGCUCCGGGCUUUCAUGCCGCUUUCCCAGGGCGCUCCAGAAACUGGGAAGACUGGGCAGGCUUUUGGGCAAUAAAGGCCACUCUGCUCACCGGGAUGUCUCCCCGUGCCACCAGCCCGGCUGUCCCCCUCUUCCCAGCCGUCCCCCUCUAAGCUCAGCCAUUCCCCCGUCCCCAAGCCCAGUCAUCCUCCACUAAGCCCAG